AUGCAAGGAUAUGACGGGAAUCCAUACCUGAUAGAUGGUUGUCAAGAUAUCAAUGAAUGUCUAGAUCCGCAACCAGAUUAUGAUAGGUGUGUCAAAAAUGCCAUUUGCAACAAUAAAGAUGGGAGUUAUACAUGCAUAUGCCGUCCAGAUUUCAGUGGUGAUGGUUAUACCGAAUGCAUUCGCCACAAUCCUCAGAGAAAAAUUCAGAAUAUUUAUCUAAUUAUAGGCAUUACAUCAGGGGUUGCUUUAAUAGUUAUUGUAGUAUUUGGCUGGUCAUAUACUGCAUUCCAAAGGAGAAAAAUGUCAAUGCUGAAAAAGAGGUUUUUUCAAGAAAAUGGUGGAUUAGUUCUACUGCAACAACUCAAAGUGGAAGAGGGAUCAAGUAAUACUAAUACAGUAAAGAUUUUCACAGUGGAAGAGCUAGAAAAGGCAAUUAAUGGCUUUGACAAAAAUAGAGUUGUUCGUCAAGGAGGUUUUGGAACUGUGUACAAAGGAUAUCUAAAAGAUAAUUGCAUCGUUGCCAUAAAAAAAUCUAAGGUAAUUGAUCCCAAUCAAAUUGAACAAUUUAUAAAUGAAGUACUUGUCCUUUCCCAAAACAACCAUAUAAAUGUGGUUAAGCUCUUAGGUUGUUGCCUAGAGACGGAAGUUCCACUAUUGGUGUAUGAAUUUAUCAGCAAUGGAUCACUUUCUGAACACUUACAUGAUAAAUUAAAGGCGCCAACUCUUUCUUUGGAUAUUCGUCUGAAAGUUGCUGUAGAAACUGCAGGAGUACUUUCCUACUUUCACUCAGCAGCUUACCCUCCUAUCAUCCAUAGAGAUAUUAUAUCAGUCAACAUUCUUUUAGACAAAAACUACACAGCAAAAGUGUCUGAUUUCGUAGCAUCCAGGUUGGUUCCUGCUGAUCAAAUAGAGCUAUCUACAUUAGUGCAAGGAACUUUAGAAUAUUUAGAUCCUGAAUACUUGCAAACAAAUCAACUCAAUGAAAAAAGUGAUGUAUACAGUUUUUGAGUAGUUCUUGUAGAGCUCCUAACCGGUAGAAAGGCUCUAUGUUUUGAAAGACCAGAAGAAGAGAGAUGUCUAGCUCAAUAUUUCAUAUCUUCAGUGGAAAAGGGUCAUUUGUUCGAUAUUCUAGACCACAACAUAGUCUCUCAUGAGGUAAAUGCAGGGCAAUUGAAAAAUGUAGUUGUGCUUGCCCAAAGGUGCUUAAUACUUAAAGGGGAUGAUCGACCUACAAUGAAGGAAGUUGCAGCAGAAUUGGAAGCUGGAUUGAAAUUAAAGCACUCGUGGGCUCAAACUGAUCAACAGUCAGAGGAGACUAAAUCCUUACUGCCUGGAUUUGGAUAUGAAUUAAUUUGCUUUUCUCUAUGUUUUGGUGAUUAUGCUAUGUUACCAACACACAACAAUCUCAUAGCAAAACCCAACUGCAAAAAAAGUUGUGGAAAUGUCAGCAUCCCUUUCCCAUUUGGGAUUACACAAGAUUGCGUUUUAUACAAUCAAUUCCUUGUUACUUGUGAUUACACUUUUCAACCUCCCCGUCCUUUUUUCUAUGACUCCUCUAUUCAAAUCACAAACAUAUCUCUCACUGGGCAACUUACAGUCUUUCAAUUCAUAUCCAAAGAUUGUUAUAAAUCCGGGGUAAACACGGAGAAUAACACUCCAUGGAUAUCAUUAACACAAUUGUUUGCAGUUAGCAACACCGCGAAUAUGUUCAUCGCGAUUGGCUGUGAUACAUAUGCUAUAGUUCAGGGUUAUUAUUCAAAGUUUGAAAAUAUGACGACUAAGCAUUACUCCUACAUAACAGGAUGUACGUCCAUGUGCAAUAGUCUUGAUGAUGCUGAUAAUAACACAUGUUCCGGAGUUGGUUGUUGCAAGACAUCCAUCCCUAAGGGAGCAUGGAAUGUUACUAUAACACUAAGCAGUUACUAUAAGCAUACUUAUGUGAAUGAUAACCCUAGGUGCAGCUAUGCUUUUGUGGUCGAAGAUACUAACCCUUAUGCAAAUUUUUCAAAGAAUAACCUCGAAAAUUUGAAGAACAUGGAUAAACUUCCACUUGUGCUAGAUUGGGUAAUUGGUAAAGGAACAUGUGAAAUAGCUAAGAGAAACUCGACUGCAUAUGAAUGUAAGAGUGAAAAAAGUGAUUGUUAUGAUAGUUCAAUUGGAUAUAGAUGUUCCUGCAUGCAAGGAUAUGAUGGGAACCCAUAUCUCAAAGAUGGCUGUCAAGACAUAGACGAAUGUAUAGAUCGGAAACCAGAUUAUAGAUGUGCCAACGAUGCCAUUUGCCAGAAUACAGAAGGGAAUUAUACAUGUAUAUGCCCUCCAGAUUUUAGUGGUAAUGGUGUUACUGCAGGGGUUGCUUUUGCGAUUAUUAUUGUUUUUGGCUGGUCAUAUACUGCGUUCCAACGGAGAAAGAUGUCAAAGAUGAAGAAGAAGUUUUUUCAGGAAAAUGGUGGAUUAGUUCUACAAAAGCGACUUACAAGGAAAGAGGGAUCAAGUCAUAAUAAUGCAAUAAAGAUUUUCACAGCGGAAGAGCUAGAAAAAGCAACGAAUGGUUUUGACAAAGACAGAGUUGUUGGUCAAGGAGGUUUUGGAAUUGUUUACAAAGGAUAUCUAAAAGAUAAUUGCAUCAUUGCCGUAAAAAAAUCUAAAGUAAUUGAUCGCAAUCAGAUCGAACAAUUCAUAAAUGAAGUACUUGUCCUUUCCCAAAUCAACCAUAGAAAUGUGGUUAAGCUAUUAGGUUGCUGCCUCGAGACGGAAGUUCCAUUAUUGGUAUAUGAAUUUAUCAACAAUGGAACACUUUCUGAACACUUACAUCAUAAAUUGAAGGCGUCGAAUCUUUCUUUGGAUAUUCGUCUGAGAGUUGCUGCAGAAGCUGCAGGAGUACUUUCCUACCUGCACUCAGCAGCUUACCCUCCUAUCAUCCAUAGAGAUAUUAAAUCAGUCAACAUUCUUUUAGACAAAAGCUACACAGCCAAAGUUUCGGAUUUCGGAGCAUCAAGGUUGGUUCCUGCUGAUCAAACAGAGCUAUCAACAUUGGUUCAAGGAACUCUAGGAUAUCUAGAUCCUGAAUACCUGCAAACAAAUGAACUCAAUGAAAAAAGUGAUGUAUAUAGUUUCGGAGUAGUGCUUGUAGAGCUCCUAACCGGUAGAAAGGCUCUGUGUUUCGAAAGACCACCAGAAGAAAGAAGUCUAGCUCAAUAUUUCAUUUCUUCAGUGGAGAAGGGUCUUUUGCUCGAUAUUCUAGACGAUAAUAUAGUUUAUGAUGAGACAAAUGAAGGAAAAUUAAAAAAUGUUGUUAUGCUUGCACAGAAGUGCUUAAAUGUUAAAGGGGACGAGAGACCUACAAUGAAGGAAGUUGCAGCAGAAUUGGAAGCUGGAUUGAGAUUGAAGCACUUGUGGGCUCAAACUGAUCGACAUUCAGAGGAAAAAGAGUCCUUACUGCCUGGCGCACAAACAUUGAGAUUUGGAUGCGAAUAUAGUGAACAUAGUAUCCAUGUUGAUAGUAUAACGAGCCAUGUAACUUUACCAUUUCCUGGAGGAAGGUGA
Messenger RNA from Solanum lycopersicum (tomato), 3543 nucleotides. Its product is annotated as wall-associated receptor kinase 3-like. Gene Ontology annotation, biological process: protein phosphorylation; cell surface receptor signaling pathway. Gene Ontology annotation, molecular function: ATP binding; calcium ion binding; protein serine/threonine kinase activity. Gene Ontology annotation, cellular component: plasma membrane. NCBI's taxonomy places the organism in Eukaryota, Viridiplantae, Streptophyta, Magnoliopsida, Solanales, Solanaceae. The record is from RefSeq and is a predicted model, not a curated record.